Molecule: messenger RNA, 1805 nt
Organism: Capsicum annuum
Lineage: Eukaryota; Viridiplantae; Streptophyta; Magnoliopsida; Solanales; Solanaceae
Product: CAAX prenyl protease 1 homolog
Exons: 14
Coding region: 187-1461 (424 amino acids)
Biological process (GO): CAAX-box protein processing
Cellular component (GO): endoplasmic reticulum membrane
Molecular function (GO): metalloendopeptidase activity
Source: RefSeq, a predicted model, not a curated record
AUUUUAGUUCGGAGUAUCUGACCGAUUGAAUCACGUCGGUGACCCAUAAAAGCCCCCAACAAACCGACCCGACCCGAACCAUUAAACCGUUGCUCUCCUAUAAAUUACCAAAAGGAAAACGCCUCUGCAUCACUGUUUCGGCUUCUCUUGUUUCUCUCAGUGUCCAACCCCCUAAUCGAGUUCGCGAUGGCAUUUCCUUACUUGGAAGCAGUUAUUGGUUUCAUGAUAUUAAUGUACAUAUUUGAGUCAUACCUUGAUGUUCGGCAGCAUGCGGCUCACAAAUUGCCAACACUUCCCAAACCUUUGGUGGGAGUUAUCAGCCAGGAAAAGUUUGAGAAGUCCCGUUCUUAUAGUCUGGACAAAAGUUACUUCCAUUUUGUCCACGAGUUUGUUACCAUAGUAAUGGACUCUUCCAUCUUGUACUUCCGGAUAUUGCCCUGGUUUUGGAAGAGAUCUGGAGAAUUUUUGCUAUACCUUGGUCUCAAUGCAGAGAAUGAAAUAUUUCACACGCUUUCAUUUUUAGCAGGAGUUAUGGUUUGGUCACAGAUCACUGAUUUGCCAUUUUCCUUGUAUUCAACCUUUGUGAUUGAGGCCCGCCAUGGGUUCAACAAGCAAACAAUGUGGUUGUUCUUCAGGGACAUGAUAAAAGGAAUUGCUUUAGCUAUUGUGAUUGGUCCUCCCAUUGUGGCUGCCAUCAUUGUUAUCGUACAGAAAGGAGGUCCUUACUUGGCAAUUUACUUAUGGGGAUUUAUGUUGAUUCUGUCUCUUGUUAUGAUGACCAUCUACCCAGUACUAAUUGCUCCACUUUUCAACAAGUUCACUCAGCUUCCACAGGGAGAGCUUAGGUUGAAGAUUGAGAAUCUUGCAUCCUCACUCAAAUUUCCCUUAAAGAAAUUGUUUGUUGUUGAUGGGUCCACGAGGUCAAGCCAUAGCAAUGCAUACAUGUAUGGAUUCUUCAAGAACAAGCGCAUUGUCCUCUAUGAUACACUAAUCCAGCAGUGCAAGAACGAUGAGGAAAUAGUUGCUGUUAUCGCGCAUGAGCUUGGUCACUGGAAACUUAAUCAUACAAUGUACUCCUUCAUCGCUGUCCAGAUUCUCACGUUCUUGCAGUUUGGAGGAUACACUCUUGUUAGGAAUUCAAAGGAUUUGUUUCAGAGUUUCGGGUUUGAUACACAACCAGUUCUCAUUGGACUCAUCAUAUUUCAGCACACUGUGAUACCUCUCCAGCACCUUGUGAGCUUUGGCCUUAAUCUUGUUAGCCGUGCCUUUGAGUUCCAGGCUGAUGCAUUUGCAAAGAAAUUGGGUUAUGCUGAACCUCUUCGAGCUGGUCUUGUGAAACUGCAGGAAGAGAACUUGUCAGCUAUGAACACAGAUCCUUGGUAUUCAGCCUAUCAUUAUUCUCACCCUCCCCUAGUUGAAAGAUUGGCUGCCAUUGAUGCAUCUGAUAAGAAGACGGAGUGACACAUCCAUUGGAGUUCACCGUUGGAUGUAGAGCUCCUUCUAAACUGUACACAGCGCCUCUGCAAGCACAACUAUUAUAUACUUGCACUGUCAUUGUAUGUUGAUAUUAUUCACGUCACAUUCACAAUGUAGGGCUUAGUUUAGAAUGAUGUUUGAGAGGUUGCAAGAAGAGUGAUUAUGUCAUCCAUGUCGUUCGCAGUUAAGUCGAGAGCUUUAAUUGCUGCUAAUCACGCGGUGGCAAUUCUAGCUCUUCUGAAAGAAUUCAGGUAGCUCAUACUUGUAGCGCAAAUAGCAAUUUCACUUGGUGCAGCAGUUAACGGUGGGGCAUAUUUCUGUUUUGGCAA